CGGCGGCGGCGGCGGCGGGGUCACGGCGGGCGCUGCUCCGAGAAGCGGAGAUGGCACCGACCCUGCCUGCCACCAUCAACAUCCGGGAGCCUCGCUGGGACCAGAGCACCUUCCAGGGCCGGGCCAAGCACUUCUUCAUGGUGACUGACCCCAGAAACCUGCUGCUUUCGGGGGCCACGCUGGAGGAGGCCCGCCAGGUGGUGGAGGACUACAGGGCGGGCAAGGUACCCCCAGGGCUGACGGAAGACCAGCUCUGGCGGGCGAAGUACAUCUAUGACUCGGCUUUCCACCCCGACACGGGUGAGAAGAUGCUCCUUGUGGGACGCAUGUCUGCCCAGGUCCCCAUGAACAUGACCAUCACCGGUUGCAUGUUGACCUUCUACAGGACCACUCCGGCUGUGCUGUUCUGGCAGUGGGUCAACCAGUCUUUCAAUGCUGUUGUUAACUACACCAACCGUAGUGGGGAUGCGCCCAUCACCCCCAGCCAGCUGGGUACAGCUUAUGUGAGUGCAACCACAGGGGCAGUUGUCACAGCACUGGGGCUCAAGUCUCUCACCAAGCACCUGCCAGCCAUCAUCGGCCGGUAUGUGCCUUUUGCAGCUGUGGCUGCUGCCAACUGCAUCAACAUCCCGCUGAUGAGGCAGAGAGAGCUCAAGCUGGGGAUCCCUGUCACGGAUGAGAAUGGGAACCGCCUGGGUGAGUCCACAGCUGCAGCCCAGAAGGCCAUUUUCCAGGUGGUGGUGUCCCGCAUCGGCAUGGCAGCCCCGGCCAUGGCCAUCCCACCAGUGAUCAUGAACAUGCUGGAGAAGAGAGCUUUCCUGAAGCGGUACCCGUACCUGAAUGCUCCCCUGCAGGUCGGCCUGGUGGGUCUCUGUUUGGUGUUCGCAACCCCGCUGUGCUGCGCACUCUUCCCGCAGAAAAGCUCAAUGCCCGUGAGCCGCCUGGAGUCUGAAGUUCAAGCUCGGAUCUGGGAGAAAGACCCACGGCUGGAGACCGUCUACUUCAACAAAGGGCUCUGAACGGGGGUCCUGGGACAGUUAAAACGUGUGCUGUGGAGCCACUGGGCCAGCACAUUGCUGAGCUUCACCCCUCAGAGCCCUUUGGAGCUGCUGCCGCUUUCCCUUGGCCAUGUCUCUAGGACCCAGGUGCUCGACCCUGCUUCCCAGGAUGCCCACAGCCACACAGCACCACCCCAAAGCCUGACCCUGACACCAGGGACUUUGCGAGUGGGGAUGUGUAGUGGUGAAGAAAACCAUGCUCCCAGCUUUAGGAGACUGCAGACAGUCAUGGCUCUUGAGGGUUGAACCCCUUUGCAGGCAUCCCACACGUUCCCCAGCAGUUCAGCAGCUGGGGCCUAGGGGUGGCAGAACAGCUUUCAGAGAGGACAACUUCCCAUACCCACAAUCAACAUGAGUGAGUGAUUUCAAGUACAGACAGUGGCUUGGAGGCAGGGAUAGGGGCUUUCCCAGCCCAGGCGUGUGCUCUCUGCCCACCCUCUGCUCUCCUCUGAGCUACUCCAGGGAUUUAAUCUGGCUUUCUGCUCUUUCUAUCCCCAGAGCAAAUGGUGCAUUUUAAUCCCCGCAGAGAGUUCCUGUUCUCAUUUUUAUGCCAUCUCUGUUCAGUGCUGGGCUCCCCCUGAGGGGUCACUCUACCCCCUCCUGGAGCACUUGCUUUCAGGUGGACCUUCUCAAAUAGCUUUAAGUGCACUGUGGUUUCCUCUAGUUAUUUUUGAUAUAUGUAUAAUGUACCUAUAUAUACCAAAUAAUAAAGGCAGAUUGUUUAUACAAAA
Apus apus (common swift) is the source of this 1789-nucleotide messenger RNA. RefSeq names its product sideroflexin 3 (gene SFXN3). Gene Ontology annotation, molecular function: monoatomic ion transmembrane transporter activity. The transcript has 11 exons. Gene Ontology annotation, cellular component: mitochondrial inner membrane. The record is from RefSeq and is a predicted model, not a curated record. The coding region runs from base 51 to 1019 and encodes 322 amino acids. Lineage: Eukaryota; Metazoa; Chordata; Aves; Apodiformes; Apodidae. Gene Ontology annotation, biological process: serine import into mitochondrion; monoatomic ion transport.